UCGGGGGGGAAGCUGGGAUUUGAGUGGGCUGAGGCGAGCACGAUCACCCACCUUGUUUCGAAGACAACCAAUUUCUGUCCAGUAAAACCGCUGGCAAGACUUCUGAGGCACCCAUCCCAUCUGUUUUGGAAAGAGAAACACGCCAACAGCACUCCGUGGAUAUUUGGUCAAGGGAGGCUCAAAUCCCAGAAUUGGGCAUCCGUUGUCUGUCCAACAGUGUCGUCGGAGCUUCUUGACGCGGCCGAUCGGUUCGAUCAAGAAAGGCUAUGGCGGAACUGAUAGGUUGCGACGCGCUUACUCGAUAAUCUCAUGGUUGAGCUAGCAUCUCCGCCUCUGGAGACGUUGCGACAGCACGCUCUGAAGUAAACCCGG
This is a messenger RNA of Pyricularia grisea, 372 nucleotides long. RefSeq lists its product as uncharacterized. NCBI's taxonomy places the organism in Eukaryota, Fungi, Ascomycota, Sordariomycetes, Magnaporthales, Pyriculariaceae. The transcript has 2 exons. The annotation marks the transcript as partial. The record is from RefSeq and is a predicted model, not a curated record.